CCGGAAAAAUAGAAGGUGCUAAAAAAAGGAAAGCAUAAGAUGGAGAGAGAGGAGGAGCAGCGAGAAAGAGGGAGGACUACCACCCGCUUGGAUCAUUUUCUUUGCUAGUUUAUUUUGGCUUUCUAGGGUUUCUCAGUGUGGGUGGCUUUCCGGGAUCUUCUUCUUGAUUUCGCCUUCUUCGUCCUCGCUGGCCAACGCUCGUUCUUUCUCUGUCGGGGAGCAAAGAGUUGGAUUUGUGUGUGGAGAACUUGUUCAACAGUUCUUCGCCUUCUUUCAUUCGAUCUGCUUCAUUGGGAGUGGAAGAGAUGAAGUCUUCUUUGAGGAAGCUGAGAGGAUUCGCCCUCCACAAGAGUGCCGAUCUAAAGGAGAAGAGGGACCAUGGAAUCCCUGCUCGCCAAGACGAGCUCCUACAGGCCUCUCAGGAUGUGUUAGACAUGAGGAACUGUUAUGAUAGUUUACUUUCUGCAGCUGCUGCCACGGCAAAUAGUGCAUAUGAAUUCUCCGAAGCCCUGCGAGAAAUGGGCACCUGUCUGCUCGAAAAAACUUCAUUAAAUGAUGACGAAGAAAGUGGCAAGGUUUUGCUGAUGCUAGGGAAAGUGCAGUUUGAACUCCAAAAACUUGUUGAUAGCUAUCGUGUCCACAUCAUCCAGACAAUUACCACACCAUCAGAGUCUCUUCUGAAGGAACUUCAUACUGUAGAGGAGAUGAAACGCCAAUGCGACGACAAACGAGAUCUGUAUAAAUUUAUGUUAGCUGCACAUAGAGAAAAAGGAAGGGCAAGGCAUGCUAAAGGUGAAGGAUUCUCAAUGCAGCAGUUGCAGGCUGCUCGAGAAGAUUAUGAAGAGGAAGCUAAUCUUUUUGUUUUUCGAUUGAAAUCAUUGAAGCAGGGGCAGUCUCGCAGUCUACUCACACAGGCUGCCCGUCACCAUGCCUCUCAGCUAAAUUUUUUUAAAAAGGGUGUAAAAUCACUUGAGAUUGUCGAACCACAUGUUAAAUCUGUGGCUGAACAAUGGCAUAUUGAUUAUGAUUUUAUUGGACUUGAGGAAGACGACUCAGAGGAUGGCGAAGAUAAUGAUUUUUGCUAUGAUGAAAAUGAAGACAGCGAGCUGAGCUUUGAUUAUGGGCAAAAUGAACAUUUUCAAGGUCUUGGUUCAACUAACAGAAACUCAGUGGAGGAAGUGCUUGAGCAGAACCAUGGAGAGUUCCCCUCUUUUGUCAGGGGGACUAUUUCUUCCAGCCAAUCCGCUCCAAUUUUAUCUGACAAAAAACACGAACCAUCCGAAGGAAUCAAACAAAUCCAUGCUUCAUCUCCAAGGAAACUCCACACUUAUGUUCUUCCUACUCCAUUGGAUCCCAAGAGCCCGCCUUUCCUUGGCUCCCGUGCUUCCCUCUCUGAAACCAUCCAAGACAAUAAAGCCGGUUGGCCCAAACAGUUGUGGCAUUCCUCCCCAUUGGAAACAAAUAAGCCUGCUAAAAAUUUAAAAGAUGAACAAUCCAGCCCGAUAAAGUUACCUGGUCCACACUCUGUGCUUAAAGAGAGCAACAUUAAUGGUGGUCCAAUCAAACUUCCCCCUCCUUUGCCCUCAAUUUCACAGAGUGGAGCUUCUGAGACCAAAUUCACUAAAAGACAAGCCUUUUCUGGUCCUCUAAUGAGUAAAAAUUGGGGAAACAAUCAAAGAUUAGCUACCAGUGAGUAUGUUCAGUCAGUAGAUUAUCCUUCUGGACCUUCUUUGUCUCAAGGACGCAUACAAUCAGCUAAGUCAUUGUCCCCAUCCGCCUCUCCGCUUCCCAUUUUUUCGCCAAAAAUUAAUGAACUUCAUGAGCUUCCUCGACCUCCGAUAUGUCACACGAAUCCUGCGAGGCCUUCGGCUUUGGUUGGCCAUUCAGGGCCGUUGAUGCUGAGAGGACAAGGGAUUUAUGCUGCUAAUCGAAUGUUAUCAAAUACGGCGUCUCCGCUGCCGACACCACCUCCGGUCAUGGCUCGAAGUUUUUCGAUACCUUCUAAUGGUCGAAGGUCAGGAACUUUGACAGGGUCUACUUCGCUUGAGGCUGUCCUCAUUCAAGAGGUGCAUGAAGAACCUUCUUUUUCUCCGCCACUCACGAGAAUCUCUCUCUCAAACACACGGCCAUUUGCCAAAGGUUUGGGAUUAGUUGCUCAAGGUAUGAUGCUGAAUGUAGAACUCUCUUUCUGUCUCUCUAUGGAAGAUUUACAUACAUGCCUUUUAAUUGAUGCAGGACAUCUGUGA
Molecule: messenger RNA, 2246 nt
Organism: Phalaenopsis equestris
Lineage: Eukaryota; Viridiplantae; Streptophyta; Magnoliopsida; Asparagales; Orchidaceae
Exons: 10
Coding region: 306-2246 (646 amino acids)
Source: RefSeq, a predicted model, not a curated record